CAGGAGCUGCUGAGGAGACUGACCCGGUCGGGCACCAUGUACCUCAUCCCUGCAGACAUUCACACAAAGCGCAUCAUCCGGUUCACGGUGACCUCGCAGUUCAGCACCGCGGAGGACAUCCUCAAGGACUGGAGCGUCAUCUCCAAAACGGCUUCCGCUCUUCUAGCUGAGACACAGGCUGUGAGUAACGCAGACCAACCAAAAUCGCAGAACGAUGACGUGAUACAAGAAAACCACCACGGUGACUCAGGCACCAGGUCUGAGGAGAGAGAGGAUGCCGUCUCCAGGCUGGACAAGGCCGAGGUGGAGCUGUGGAUUGACAAGGCUUGGAUUCGACCUCGGAGACCGAUGCGAUCUCUCAGCUGCAGCAGCGAGCCUCUGCCUUACACUUGCCUCGGUCCGCUGUCCGGCUAUGACUUUGAAAGGAGGCCUAGUCUGAAAGAUGCAACAGGCGGACCCCCAAAUGGAUCGUCAACGGCCGGAUCCGGUCCCGUGUAUAAGAUCAGGGAGAUGCCUUCAAAUCGUCUUGUUAAACAGGACCUGAAAAAGCUGACAAAGUUCUACAGCGUUCCUAGUUUCUGCAACCAGUGGGUGCAGUGUGCCCGGCACCAGCCCUGCUGCCCUGCGAAGGUUUCACAGGCCACUCAAAAACACUCGUCCUCCACCUGCAGACGAACAAACUGUAUGUGUUCCGCAGCUCCCUCUCCUACUCCACUGGAAACUGCCUCUGCCCCAAAGCUUCAGGAAUGACCUUGAAGCAGUGAAGAGUAGUUGAUACUCGCACAGUACGAUAAUUUACUUCAACAGCUGUGUUGGUGCCGGGCCUCUUGGAAAUGUUCUGAUCAUUCUGUGUCCGUGACUUGGGAUCGCUUAACUGAUUUACAAUCAUGUUUUUUAUCCUGUGAAAUAUUUCAGUACACAAUAUUCCGUAGCUUAUAUUAGUAGUUUGUGAAGCGUGCUAUACAUAAAUGCUCAUUCUGCAGGUAAUAUAUUCAUUUUGCAGCCUCUCUCAUUUAAAUCAAAUGUACCAUUUGGAAAGUGGCAAUCCAAUAAUAAACACCGAACUCAUU
Messenger RNA from Gasterosteus aculeatus aculeatus (three-spined stickleback), 1070 nucleotides. NCBI's taxonomy places the organism in Eukaryota, Metazoa, Chordata, Actinopteri, Perciformes, Gasterosteidae. The record is from RefSeq and is a predicted model, not a curated record.